Messenger RNA from Pogonomyrmex barbatus (red harvester ant), 1147 nucleotides. It is a transcript of the gene TfIIEbeta, whose product is annotated as transcription factor IIEbeta. NCBI's taxonomy places the organism in Eukaryota, Metazoa, Arthropoda, Insecta, Hymenoptera, Formicidae. The record is from RefSeq and is a predicted model, not a curated record. Gene Ontology annotation, biological process: transcription initiation at RNA polymerase II promoter. Gene Ontology annotation, molecular function: TFIIH-class transcription factor complex binding. Gene Ontology annotation, cellular component: transcription factor TFIIE complex.
CUGUACUUGCGCAGUGGCGUUUCUUCAGAGCUAAGAUCCAGAGGCAGCGGUACUGUGUUCAGCGAGAGGUUAGGUUUUGACAUGAGAUAGUAGCAUAUGCUAAUAAUACGUUAAAUUAUAAAUAAAUAAUCGUGGCAUAAAUACGAUUAAGAUCUAAUAUGGAUCCGGCUUUACUCAGAGAGCGAGAGCUCUUCAAGAAACGUGCUCUGGCCACACCAGUAAUUGAUAAAAAGAAACAGGAUAAGGAAACUGUGAAAGAUGAAUCGUCAAAGAAGAACGAACCACCAAAGAAGAAACCUAAACCAUCGUUGGUAUCUACAGGCCCGAAAUUGGAUAUGGUUAAUUAUAAAACCAUGACAGGUAGUACGCAAUAUAAAUUUGGUGUAUUAGCAAAGAUAGUAAAACACAUGAAGACAAGACAUCAAGAUGGAGAUGAUCAUCCGUUAACAUUAGAAGAGAUUCUGGAUGAAACAAAUCAAUUAGAUGUUGGAUCGAAGGUCAAGCAAUGGCUACAGACUGAAGCUUUAGUACAAAAUCCUAAGAUUGAAGCAACCGAUGGCAGAUUUGUCUUUAAACCUAUGUAUAAAAUUAAAGACAAGAAAUCCUUACUGAGACUUUUAAAACAACAUGAUUUGAAAGGUCUCGGUGGUAUAUUAUUGGAAGAUAUACAAGAAAGUUUACCACAUUGUGAUAAACAUUUAAAGAAUUUACAAAACGAAAUAUUGUAUAUUACACGACCACUCGAUAAGAAAAAAAUUGUCUUUUAUAAUGACAAGACAGCACAAUUCCCCAUUGAUGAGGAAUUCCAAAAAUUAUGGAGAGCUGUUGCAGUGGAUGCUAUGGAUGAUCAAAAAAUAGAUGAAUAUCUUGAAAAACAAGGAAUUAGAUCGAUGCAGGAUCAUGGACUUAAAAAGCCAGCGCCAAUCAAACGAAAGAAACCUGUUAAUAGAAGAAAACAGUUUAAGAAACCAAGAGAUAAUGAACAUUUAGCAGAUGUUUUGGAAACAUACGAUGAUUAAGUAAAAGUUUCAUUGUUCUGUCAGAUACAAUAAACUUUUACAUAGAUAUGAGAUAAUAUCAUGUAAAUAAAAUUAUAUUCCAUUUAUUUUGUAAAUUAUUAUUUUAAGUAAAAAUUAUUGUAAGCUCA